AUGGCCGCGACGCCGCAACAAGCGGCGACGCAACGCGGUGGAAACGAAGGCAAAUCGGUGCUUGUACGCGGAGACGCGAUCUACGCGUGCAUCGUCAAGCACGUAUUACCAGUCGCCCGCAGAACGUACACGCAUCGUGAGUCGGGCAUCAACUGGAUGGACGUCUCCGCGGCUGUCAGCGCGCAUGUCGACGCGUUGCUGACCGCAGAGCCACCGCUGAGUAAAACGGACCGCGAAUUACUAUCUGCAGCUCACUAUGCAUGGCAGUGGACGUGCCCGGAGAAUCCCGAUGUCUGCGCGUCGUCGACGCUAAGCAAGCACGCCUUGAUGAGCUUCAACCUCACAAAGACCCUCGCGCGUCCCGCGGAAGCGUAUCCCCAGAACCGCGCGGACCAGCGCUCGCGGAAAGCGUUGCGUGAGACAUCGCAACGCGGUGCUGUGGCUGCAAUGCGUGCGACUGACUCCGCGCAAAAGCGAAGGCGUGAACAAGAUGAACUUCGGACGUCCCUUCUCAAGAAGAAGACUCAAGUUUUAGCGCUGCUCGAGGAGGAGCUGCUGGCCAUGCGAGCAGAGCGACUGCGCGAAUCUAACCCAUCCGACGACCAUCGUGUGGGACUCAUCGCAUCCGGUGCGACCGAUUCCCAUGCACGCGCGGGUGGACUCACGUUUGCCGAACGCCUCGAACGCACAGAUGAGGAAGAAGCAUCGAACGAAAACGCUGACGAGUGCGCGACCGACGUGGCGCGCGCAACGGAACCUGCGAUGUCACCGGCACAGGAAAACGUUCCGCCGAACGACUCUCACGGGCGCGACGCGCAGACUACGGCGUGCCAGGUACCAGUCACUACCACUCAGGACGAAGCAUGUGUGCCAUCUACUGAUGUCACGCCCGCGUGUACGCCGCGACGAUCGGCUCGCGCAUCGAAGCCCAAUCUGCGUUUGCAACGUGUGUAA
Ostreococcus tauri is the source of this 954-nucleotide messenger RNA. RefSeq lists its product as hypothetical. The transcript has a single exon. Bases 1 to 954 code for a protein of 317 amino acids. NCBI's taxonomy places the organism in Eukaryota, Viridiplantae, Chlorophyta, Mamiellophyceae, Mamiellales, Bathycoccaceae. The record is from RefSeq and is a predicted model, not a curated record.